AUGCCGCCUCCGUCCACGGCCCAGCAAAAGGUCUUCAUCGCCCAGUUCGUGUCGCUGACUGGAGCGUCGGAGAGGCAAGCCACCAGGUAUCUCAAGUCGACCGGGUUCAAGAUCAACGAGGCUGUCGAUGCGUUCUACGCCGCCGGCAAUGAGCCCAAGACUUCGGCCUUGGAGACUAAACUCGAUGGCCUCUUCGACUCAUUAAGAGAUGACGGCAACGAUGAGAAGAACAAGUUGGAGUUGGAGUCCACGAUGGAGUACCUGAGCAACAAGCUCAAAGUCAGCAUUGAGAACGCAGAACUGUUCAUUGCACUGGAGCUGGUUCAGGCCCCUAGCGUGGGAGAGAUCACUCGCAAGGGCUACGUCGACGGAUGGAAAGCUACUGGAGUCGGUGCAACGCACCAGGAGCACGCUGCCCACAUCCGGAAGCUCAAGUCCAGCCUGUCGACAGACACGGCCCUCUUCAAGAAGGUAUAUCGGUAUACCUUUGUUGCCGGUCGCGAGCGGGAUCAAAAGGCACUCAGCCUCGAAAAUGCCAUGAUCUACUGGAGUAUCCUGUUUUCUCCCCCCGGGAUGUCCUGGGAGACGGCCAACCACGACUGGCUAGAACUCUGGAAGUCAUUUCUCAACGAGAAAUGGACUCGGUCCGUCAACAAGGACAUGUGGAACAUGACUCUCGAGUUCGCCCUUAAGGCUAUGGCUGACGAGACGCUAUCCUUCUGGAACGAGGACGGCGCAUGGCCCAGCGUCAUUGACGACUUUGUCGAGUGGUGCCGAGUGAAGGGCAUCACAAAGUCCGAGUCCAUGGAUGUGGAUGCCGAUGCCUGA
This is a messenger RNA of Purpureocillium lilacinum, 828 nucleotides long. Its product is annotated as scaffold-type E3 ligase. Gene Ontology annotation, molecular function: cullin family protein binding; ubiquitin-like protein binding; ubiquitin conjugating enzyme binding. The record is from RefSeq and is a predicted model, not a curated record. NCBI's taxonomy places the organism in Eukaryota, Fungi, Ascomycota, Sordariomycetes, Hypocreales, Ophiocordycipitaceae. Gene Ontology annotation, biological process: protein neddylation. Gene Ontology annotation, cellular component: ubiquitin ligase complex.